AUGGAGGAAAUUAUUAAAGAGUCUGAUGCUCUUUAUGACGCUUAUAAAAUUGACGAUGCAUAUGCAGUUCUUGAAAAAUAUGGAUCUGGAACUGAUCCUGAACUUCUAUGGAGACUGGCCAGAGUUCUUUGCGAAAAGGGGAAAAUGACGGAAGAUAAGGAUCAACGCAAGAAAUUUAUAUAUGAGGCAUACGAAAUGAUUCAAAAAGCUGUUGCUAACGAAGGCGAAAAGGGUUGUUUUGGUGCACACAAAUGGUUUGCAAUUCUGUUAAACUAUAUUGGAGAAUAUGAGGGAACGAAAGAACGUAUUAAGAAAGCGUCUGAUAUCAAACUUCACUUGGAAAAAGCGCUUGAUCUUAAUGAGAACGAUCCGACAACGUGGCAUAUAUUGGGAGCCUGGCAUUUUACUUUUGCUGAUAUGGGAACAUGUACAAGAAUGGUUGCAAAGACAAUAUUUGGGACACCACCUAGUUCAACAUAUGAUGAGGCAAUGAAAUGCUUUGAAAAAGCUGAAUCAAUCAGUCCAAAUUUUUACUCAAAAAAUUUGUGGUAUAUGGCUGAGAUUUACGAUCGUCUGGGAAAGAAGGAAGAGGCGAUUCAAUUAUACAAGAAAGCAUUCAAAAUGCCUGUUUUAAGUGCAGACGAUAAAGAAGUGCACGAAACGUGUAUAUAUGUAUUUGCUUAUCAGCUGUGGUGCACACUAUUUGGUUACACUGAAUAA
Molecule: messenger RNA, 720 nt
Organism: Enterobius vermicularis (human pinworm)
Lineage: Eukaryota; Metazoa; Nematoda; Chromadorea; Rhabditida; Oxyuridae
Source: the annotation of a GenBank genome assembly